This is a messenger RNA of Meloidogyne enterolobii, 540 nucleotides long. NCBI's taxonomy places the organism in Eukaryota, Metazoa, Nematoda, Chromadorea, Rhabditida, Meloidogynidae. The record is from the annotation of a GenBank genome assembly.
AUGCCUGGAGAAGCUAAUAAAUGGAAGAAGGCUAGACAGGAAAUUGAUAAAUCGGUGAAAGAGGAGAAUUCUUCAAAUGGUCCAGCAAAAACUAAAGUUUUGGCUUUAGACUGUGAAUAUGUUGUGUUGGAAUUGGAGGGACAGAGAAUAUUUUCAAUCGUUAAUGUUGAUGGUGAGACUGUUUAUGACGAAUAUGUUUUGCCUACAGAAAAGGUAACAGAUUAUAGAGUUCAUGUUAGUGGAAUACGCAUUCCAUUUACACAAGCUCAAACGGAAGUACGAAAAAUACUUUCCGACAAUAUUGUGGUUUGGCAUUCUAUUCAACAUGAUUUUCAGGUUUCUUUUUUUUCAGGUUUGCCUUCAUUAAAAUUAUUAGCCCAUCAUUUAUUGGGUGUUCAAAUUCAACAAGGAGAACACAGAUUCUGUUUUGGAUGCUAAAAUUGCUUUACGUAUAUAUUUGCAAUAUCAAAAUAAUUGGGAGAAAAAGAAUUCGAAGAAUCCUUCAAAAACGAAGAAAAAGAAGAGUAAAUAAAUUUCUUU